GAAAUGGAAGAUGAAUGCUUAUGCAGCCCUCUUAACUGGGAAUUCUACCACCACCAAGAGGGAUUAGAGGAGCUGAAGCACGCUAUUUUGCAGACAACCUUGGAGCUAGAGGAAGCGAUUGUGUCUGCAAAAGAGGAGAUUACAAGAAGAGAAUGUGAGUUGAUGGAAGUGAAUGAUGCUCUAAGCAAAGCCAUUAAAGAGAGAGAUGAAUCCUUAGCACAAUGCCGGAAGCUAGAGCAGAAAAUCUUCAGAUCCAAUACAGAGGCUUCAUUAUCAUCAUCAAUAAUAUCAUCCGGUUUUUAUGAGUGUGAAGAUGAUGAUGAGAAGAAGAAGAAGAAGAGGAAGAAGGCAUUGCCAGAGAAAGGGAAGCUUCUCAAGGCAGUGAUAGCAGCUGGGCCUCUUCUUCAGACUCUGCUUAUGGCUGGAGGACCCCUACCUCAGUGGCAGCAUCCUCCUCCUCUGCUUCACUCCAUUGAUAUUCCACCCCAUCCCUUCUUCUUCUUCUUCUUGUUCUCUUACUUCUUAUUCCUCCUGCCUUCAAAAUAA
This is a messenger RNA of Neltuma alba, 546 nucleotides long. RefSeq lists its product as uncharacterized. The transcript is spliced from 3 exons. The coding region runs from base 4 to 546 and encodes 180 amino acids. The record is from RefSeq and is a predicted model, not a curated record. NCBI's taxonomy places the organism in Eukaryota, Viridiplantae, Streptophyta, Magnoliopsida, Fabales, Fabaceae.